AUGGCUGCCACCAGCAACGUGACAGAAGUCAUUUUCUUGGGGUUUUCCCAGAACAAAAAUGUGCAGAAAGUCCUUUUUGCAACGUUUCUCCUCUUGUACGCGGCCAUCGUCCUGGGCAACGGCCUCAUCGUGGUGACCAUCACGGCCAGCAGAGGGCUCACCUCUCCUAUGUACUUCUUCCUCAGCUUCUUGUCGUUCGUGGAGAUCUGCUACUGUUCUGUUACAGCCCCCAAGCUCAUCGUGGAUUCUUUCAACAAGAGGAGAGUUAUCUCCCUUGAGGGCUGCAUCACGCAGAUAUUUUUCCUCCAUUUCUUCGGCGGUACCGAGAUCUUUCUUCUGACGGUGAUGGCCUAUGACCGCUAUGUGGCCAUCUGCAAACCCUUGCACUAUGUCAUCAUCAUGAACCGGCGAGUGUGUGGCCUCUUGGUGGGGGCGGCAUGGGUUGGGGGCUUGUUGCAUUCUCUUGGGCAAACUUUCCUCAUUUUCCAGCUGCCUUUCUGUGGUCCCAACCUCAUUGACCACUACUUCUGUGAUGUCCACCCGGUGCUGAAGCUGGCCUGCUCUGACACUUUCCUCCUUAGCCUGCUCAUCAUCCUGAAUGGCGGUUCCAUCUCUGUGGUCAGCUUCGUGGUGCUGCUGGCUUCUUACUCGGUGAUCCUGCGCUCGCUGCGGAACCGCAGCUCAGAUGGACGGCGCAAGGCACUCUCCACCUGCGCCUCUCACCUGGCGGUUGUGGGCCUGUUCUUCAUCCCCUGCUCCUUCGUCUACAUGAGGCCCUGUGUCAGCCUUCCUGCUGACAAGAUAGUCGCCGUGUUUUACACUGUACUCACCCCGCUCCUGAACCCUGUCAUCUACUCCUUCAGGAAUGCUGAGGUGAAAAAUGCUGUGAGGAGGCUCAUGGGAAAGAAGGUGCAUUGGCGAGAGAAAUAG
This is a messenger RNA of Ochotona curzoniae (black-lipped pika), 930 nucleotides long. RefSeq names its product olfactory receptor 4X1-like. Gene Ontology annotation, cellular component: membrane. The record is from RefSeq and is a predicted model, not a curated record. Gene Ontology annotation, biological process: G protein-coupled receptor signaling pathway. Gene Ontology annotation, molecular function: olfactory receptor activity; G protein-coupled receptor activity. The transcript has a single exon. Lineage: Eukaryota; Metazoa; Chordata; Mammalia; Lagomorpha; Ochotonidae. The coding region runs from base 1 to 930 and encodes 309 amino acids.